AUGGCGCCUCAAACGAAGUUGGACACUACUUGGAACUCCAAGGAUACUCAAAUCUACUAUGCAAAGAAGUACAGACAGGUUCUUUCUUCGGCUCCUGCAUGCGCUUUGGCUGUCGUUGCAGGCGCUCCUUUGGAGAAUAUGAAAGUCCGAAUGCAAUCAUGCCAUUUCCCAAAUGCUUUCCAAGCUUUAAAAUACACCUACCGCACUGAAGGUCUUCGUGGUUUUUGGGCUGGUACAUUGAAUCCGCUGGUGUCAAUCACGGUCUCGCGCGCUCUAGGCUUUUCGAUCUACCGAAAGGCAAAGUACACCUUUGACAGCUGGAUCGAAACAGCCACCGGCCGAUCUCCCCUCCAACAUGUCAACAAGCCUGGCACCUACCCCGACCUAUCAACCGUGACUUGCUUUACUGGCGCAGGCAUGGUUUCAGGAGGUGUUACUGCCGUUGCGUUGACUCCUGUCGAACUCAUCAAAAAUGCAACCCAAACCUCCGUUCUCAUGGCUUCUAGGGGCAAAGACACUGGUCUUGGUGCAGGGGGAGAAAAGAAUGUUGCCAGAGUCAGCUCCUACAUGUCCAUGAAACGUGUCAUUGCUCGACAAGGCGUCUUGGGAUUGUGGACUGGCUUCCGUCUCCAUCUCCUCCGCGAUGUCAUUGGAAGUGGAAUCUACUUUGGCAUAUACGAGACCACCAAGCAGUCAUUGAAUUCCUACUACGGUGCCGAGAGGGCGAAUUCUGCAGGGGCUGUUGCUGUCGCUGGUGCCAUUUGCGGUGUUGGUGCUUGGGUCGUGACCUAUCCUUUGGAUACAAUGAAGACUCGCGCUCAGAACAAUCUUGUUGGCGCCGAUCACGCCCCUCGUCCCUCUUCUUCGACCACCAAGCCCACUGCGGCUCUCUCUGCGGCUUUCAACGCUGCGGCCAAGGCAGCCUCGCGCUCUUCGAAGUGGAAGGGCGUGGAGAUGAUCAUCCUGCGCUCGUCGAUCCAGAACAUGAUCCAAAUGUCGAUCUUCGAGCAGGCCAAAAUGUUCGUCGACAACCUGAGCUUUUCUGACGGCAGCAGCACCCUGCCAGAGGUGGAGCGGCACUUUGGCCGCGAUAGAAAGCUGUACAAGAAUGACCAGUUGUGA
This is a messenger RNA of Capronia epimyces CBS 606.96, 1122 nucleotides long. RefSeq lists its product as uncharacterized. Gene Ontology annotation, biological process: transmembrane transport. NCBI's taxonomy places the organism in Eukaryota, Fungi, Ascomycota, Eurotiomycetes, Chaetothyriales, Herpotrichiellaceae. The transcript has 6 exons. The record is from RefSeq and is a predicted model, not a curated record. Gene Ontology annotation, molecular function: transmembrane transporter activity. The coding region runs from base 1 to 1122 and encodes 373 amino acids.